AUGUCAAUAAUACCUUAUUCAUCGUUAUGGAAUAAAUUAUUGAAUACUGAUGAAUUUGAUAAUAGAAUUUUUCAUUUUGUUAUCUUUCGUCAAACAACUGAUGAUGAUGCUAACGCACAACAAAAUGUUACUUAUCUUUCAUAUUUUGUACAUAUACCCAAUAUAACUGAAUUAGAAUUUGCAUCAGAAUUUUGUAUAUAUCAAUGUAAAAGUAUUCAAUUUAUUCUACAAGCAUGUCCAAAUGUGACUGGUAUUAGAAUUAGUACUCAAUUAUUGAUGUUAUCAAAAUUCAUCGAUAAUCCAUCACUUAUUCCAGGAUUCAAACAAAUUAAAAUGAUCAAAUCAAUAACAGAAAAAUUUUAUUUUCCUUCAAAUUUUGCAUUAAAACUUGUUCAACGUUUUCCAUCACUUAUUGAUAUUGAACUUCAAGUAACUAUUUUGAUUUAA
Messenger RNA from Rotaria sp. Silwood1, 447 nucleotides. The record is from the annotation of a GenBank genome assembly. NCBI's taxonomy places the organism in Eukaryota, Metazoa, Rotifera, Eurotatoria, Philodinida, Philodinidae.